Messenger RNA from Colossoma macropomum (tambaqui), 1629 nucleotides. RefSeq lists its product as uncharacterized. NCBI's taxonomy places the organism in Eukaryota, Metazoa, Chordata, Actinopteri, Characiformes, Serrasalmidae. The coding region runs from base 1 to 1596 and encodes 531 amino acids. The transcript has 8 exons. The record is from RefSeq and is a predicted model, not a curated record. Gene Ontology annotation, molecular function: protein binding.
AUGGCAAAGGUGGGCAGGGCAGGUAUGGCAGACCAUGACACGGCCUGGGAGAGUGAGGGGCUGCUGGAGCAGUUCUCCAGGAUGUCCACAGCCCCGGACGAGGAUGGGCUGAGAAGUGAAGAGAGCAGCUCUCUCCUGAACGCUGAUAGCGGCGGUGUCGGUCUGCUGUAUUUGAGCGACGAGGUGCUGCUCGGUAUUCUGAAGCUCCUGGACCCCGUGUCUCUGCUCAGACUCGGCAGCACCUGCUCGGCCCUCUUCAGAAUCGGUUCCUGUGAUUCGCUGUGGGUUCGCCACUUUCAGGAUUCAUUUGGUGUUGGCCUUCCAAAUGGCACAGCGAGUUCCACCGUCCUGGCCAAAACUGCCUUCCGUCUGGUGUUCAUGUGGAGAACUCUAUUCCGAAACAUCCUUUGUAACCGCUCGCUUCAAGAGAAGCUGUUUGCUGAAGUCCCGUUUCCACCUCGUGUGUACUGGAGCCAGUGGCUUGUACUGGAGGAGCGUGUGCCCCUGCCCUCAGCACUGCUUUUAUGCAGCGAUGUGGAGAAGCUGUGGGGCAUCCCCAGAGAGCUCUUCAGAGAGAAGCUUCAAGACAAAUCUGAAGAAUGCGAGACCCUCAAAUUUGAAUGGAGGGAGCUGUAUAACCUUGCCCUCAGUCAUCAUGGCAGUGCUGCGAUGGUGUUUCAUCACGUUCUCUCCCAACACCAAGACAGCGACCACUCAGAGCUGGAGUCCAUGUACCACCAGUACAUGCAGUGCAGGUUUCAAUGGCUUUUCACCUACUGGCUCUUCCGCCAACCAGCACCAUUUAACCGACAACUGCGGGCCAUCUUUCUGCAGUGGAGAAAGCACAGCAAGAAGAAAGUGGCCACGUGGGGAGAAACUCUGUGCGAUGUAAGAUAUCUAGCCUCACUGCACCCCAUCACCUCCGACUACUGGAGGGGCCACCUGGCUCGGGGAGACGAGAACGUGGGUAUUCAUACAGUGGAAAACUACUUCUCUAUGUGCAAAUCACUAGUGGCCUGGAUCUUGGGCCGUGACUGGGGAAAACUGAAACGCAGAAAGGUGUACGAGGACACUCUGGAAGGCGUGUACAUGCUUCUGAAGAGGGAGAUGCAGGAGACCCUGGUAGAGCACGAGCGGUUCUGGCAGGUGGCCAAAGUCCAGAUGAGCCGAGUGUGCGCCCUGGAGGAGACAGCUGCUAAUUACGUCAACUGGAAGAUGAUCGAGACGCUGCCCUACUACAAGUUGUAUUUGGUGUCUGGCAGUGCUGUCUAUCUGGAGCAUGUGAAGGGUUUCCUGCGCAGGAAGAGGAUGGUGCAUAACUGGAUCUUUCUAGAAGAAAAUGCCUGGCUAAGACAGCUGCUCCCUGAUGAGCUCUAUACACUGCUGGAAUAUGACACCAAGAUCCCUCAAGAUACUUUGCAUGGGAGCUCUCUGAGUUCCCAGUUGAGUCGGCUCAUCUGGCUGUAUCUGCAUUCCGGUCAGCAGCUCUAUCUGGAAACGGUGAAGGGGAUGGUCCUGCAGUGUGCUCAUGCCCACCUGAGCUACCUCACCGCCAGCGCCCUCUCACAGAUCGUCUUUGAGCCACCUGUGGCUUAGGCCAGGCCUUUGCUCAUGCCUGACCCUGAUCCC